Aphanomyces invadans is the source of this 285-nucleotide messenger RNA. RefSeq lists its product as hypothetical. Lineage: Eukaryota; Oomycota; Saprolegniomycetes; Saprolegniales; Verrucalvaceae. The transcript is spliced from 2 exons. Bases 1 to 285 code for a protein of 94 amino acids. The record is from RefSeq and is a predicted model, not a curated record.
AUGACCGACCCCAAGUACCAAGAGAUCCCCGCGUCGGGCUUGCCACGGGCCAAGGAAGGCAACGUGGAAGCCAUCAUCAUCGCCGGCGACAUGGGCGAAAAGGCCAAUUCGCGAAUGUCCCCAUCACUCCACCACAACGCCUUCGUGUACGUGAUCUCUGGCUCGGGUCGGAUCGGCGGCGAGUCUGUGGAGGCCCACUCGGUGGUCCAGAAAGUACAUGCAUCAAGCUCCAGUGCUCAACGAACGGAGCUCGAGAACGGCCAAGGUGGAAACACAACCUGUUGA